Molecule: messenger RNA, 1632 nt
Organism: Cladophialophora psammophila CBS 110553
Lineage: Eukaryota; Fungi; Ascomycota; Eurotiomycetes; Chaetothyriales; Herpotrichiellaceae
Exons: 1
Coding region: 1-1632 (543 amino acids)
Source: RefSeq, a predicted model, not a curated record
AUGACCUCUCACCAGACACAGGGUCACCACGACCCAAACAGUUGUCCAGAGGUACAACGGAGACUCGGCACCGAAGCCGAAGUCCACGCCAUCCUCCAAGACGCCCAGCAGAUUGCUCUACCACAGCGAGGAGUCUCUGCAUACCUGAACCUCCGCCUCGACGAGCUUCCAAAGUCAGCGGACUUAAUGGUCACUGAUGAUGAAGAGGACCUAGACACCAUCUUCGAAAACGUGUCUCAGUCACGCAUGUACCGUCGGAUGCUGCUUCCAAACAAGCGCGGAUGGGACAUAACAAUACCUGAAGCUCCAGAUCAACUUCGAGCCCAUGUUAAAGUCCUCUUUAAGGCGUUCAAGAGCAUUCCUGACGAGUGCGCUUGUCAAGAAGCGAUCAAACGACCUUUUCGCUCCCAAAUUCACGACAACUAUCUCGUCGAAUGUCUUUGCUGGGAGAUUUUGGAAGCUUGCAUCGAGCGGUCGAAGAAAGAUGCAAAUCUUGUGGAGGCGUGGGAGCCGGGCAAGUUCAGGUACAAGAAAACCAAUGAUUGGACUUUCGAGGAGCGGUUCAACAGCAUCGUCGAGACUAUGGCCACAUCAAAGACCAUCUGCAAGCACCUCUUCGACGUCAAGUACGUGCUGAAAAUUGUCGAUGACCCAAAGACCAAUGCCGAGCGUGUUGAAGCGAAUCGGAAACUCAAUGGCCUCAAGGCCCGAGUCAUGAAGCGAGGCAAGGAAGCAGAGGCCCAAGAUCAGAGGCAAAUCAAGCGUGCCAGAACUGAAGAUGCCGAUGAUGAUGAAGACGGCGAUUUCUCCAGCCCUGUCCGGCCUGAGCCUCAGCGCAGUCAACGUGCGUCAGUCACUGCUGGGCCGGCGAAACAACCAGUCACCACUCCGACACGUCCCUCGAUCCCCAUCCAGCAUCCAGCAUCCGCUCCUGCUACCAUGAAUAUGGCGCCACCAGCCGUGCAUCGAUCGCGUCGUCAACCGAGUCUUCAACCAAGCCCGCUUCCACGGCCUAGCUCCUUUUUUGACAACAGCCCGACUCGGCGCAGCACUCCAUCAGGAAUGUUCGGCAAUAUCCAUCGUCCGUCAGUCUCGCCAGGCUUCGCUAGAGCAAUGCAGGCGGGAUCGCCAAUGCAGCGAAAUGGUAUGCAACCAUAUUCACCAAUGUUCACAGCAGGCUAUGCCACGCCGUCUGAUGCUCGAUUUCAUCCUACUCAGACAACUCCCGGCUCCCGCUCCGCCUCCAGAGCUUCUGCUCAACACACCGAUUCACUGACUCCGAGCGAGCGGGGCUCCUCUCAUAGCUGGCUGGGCCAGCCUGUGCAGGAGAGCUACGGGCUCAACUCUGACUACACCUCUAGGACAUCUUCUACGGUAUCCCACCAAAGUUUUAUGUACUCUGCCAGUGAGCAACCACAGUGGGAUCCCAGUUACAACUAUGCUUUAAAUGGCGGCUUGACUGAUGCAGCAACCACAUUUGGUGAUGACGACGGCUUUAGAGAGAGACCCCAGGAGAACAUGAGCAUGUCUGAACUCCUCGAAAAAGGAGAAGCAGAACAAGCACUGACCCAUGGUGGAUCUACUGAGUCCGAAGAAGGAGAAGACGGAGAUGGAGAGUUCGAAUUCGAGUGA